This is a messenger RNA of Tetrapisispora phaffii CBS 4417, 1614 nucleotides long. RefSeq names its product putative Xaa-Pro dipeptidase. Lineage: Eukaryota; Fungi; Ascomycota; Saccharomycetes; Saccharomycetales; Saccharomycetaceae. Gene Ontology annotation, molecular function: manganese ion binding; metalloaminopeptidase activity. The coding region runs from base 1 to 1614 and encodes 537 amino acids. The record is from RefSeq and is a predicted model, not a curated record. The transcript has a single exon.
AUGGGAUUAGUAUUCUUAAGCAGUUGGAUUGUUUCAAUUUUAGUUACUUAUCAGAUAUUUAAGAAGAAGAAUAAAUAUCAAUUUGGUAGGAGCAACUCAUUACCAUACACAGAAGAAAAGAUGUCAUAUCCAGUUGAAAAACAAUUCAAGAACUUUGAAGACCUCGCUGACCCAAACUAUGUUCCAGAGAAGCUUAGAGGUAAAAAGUACCUAGCCAAAGAGCAUUGUCUUAGAGUCAAGAAGUUACUAUUAUCUAAAGUCAAGAGUCUAAAUGCCUCCAAGACUGGUAUUUUUAUUGCUGGUGAAGAAAUGAAAGGUGUUAAGUACUGUGAUGCUUUCAAAGAUUUCAGACAAAAUCAAUAUUUCUACUACUUAUCUGGUGUUUACGACAUCCCAGGUUGUUCUUUAUUUUUUGAUUUCCAUGACGAUUCAUUGACAUUAUUCUUACCAAACGUCGAUACCGAAGAUAUCAUGUGGAGCGGUGAACCACUGUACCCAGAAGAGGCCCUAAAGAAAUACGAUGCCGAUGCUGUAAAGUAUUAUUCUGAUCUUGAAUCGGAAAUUAUCAACAAUACCAAAUACAGUGACUACUUGAUUUUCACUACUGAUUUAGAUAAUGUUCACAUUGAUGCUUUAGCUAAGAAAUUAACCCCUAAGGACAAAGAUUUUUUCUUUGCUAUGGAUGAAACUAGAGUGAUCAAGGACUGGUACGAAAUUGAAAUUAUCAGGAGAGCUUGUGAAAUCAGUGACAAAUCACAUUUAGCCGUCAUGUCUGCUUUACCAAUUGAAUUGAACGAACUGCAUAUUCAAGCGGAAUUCAAGUACCAUGCCACCCGUCAAGGUGGUCGUACCCUUGGUUAUGAUCCUAUUUGUUGUUCUGGUCCAGCAUGUGGUACCUUACAUUACAUCAAGAAUGAUGAGGACGUCCACGGCAAAGUUUCAACUUUAAUCGAUUGUGGUGCUGAAUGGAGAGGUUACACUAGUGAUGUCACUAGAUGUUUCCCGUUAUCAGGUAAAUUCACAAAGGAACACCGUGACAUCUACGAAACUGUUCUUGACAUGCAAAGUCAAGCAAUGGAAUUGAUCAAACCAGGUGCUGAAUGGGAUGACCUACACUUCCUAACACACAGAGUAUUAAUCCAACACUUCCUGAAGCUUGGUAUCUUCAAGAAAGAGUUCUCUGAAGAAGAGUUGAUCAAGAGAAGAGUAUCUGCUGCUUUCUACCCUCACGGUCUAGGCCACAUGCUUGGUAUAGAUGUGCACGAUGUUGCUGGUAACGCCAACUACGAGGACCCAGACCCAUACUUCUGUUACUUGAGAAUCCGUCGUCGCUUAGAGGAGAACAUGGUUGUAACCAACGAACCAGGUUGUUACUUCAACGAGCAUCUAAUUAAAAACUUCCUAAAGAGUCACUCAGAAAGACUCGAGACUGUGAACAUGGACGUUGUUGCCAAGUACAUGCACGUCGGUGGUGUGAGGAUAGAAGACGAUAUUCUAGUUACGGCCAAAGGUUACGAAAACUUGAACAAGGUUACCAGUGACCCUGAUGAAAUCGAAAAGAUCGUGUCCGCUGGUCUUGCCAAGGGCCGUUCUUCAUUCCACGUUUUAGCCUAG